CGCAAGUUUAGCGUUUAUCACCCCAGAACGCGUGCUACUAUGGUCGCAAAGCAAUGAAAAAUUGGUUGUGAUUUUUCAUAUCUUCUUUAAAGCGCUGGAUGUUCCGCAAACUGUACGCUGGUGUUAUCCAUCAGUAAUCUCCGCCCGCGUCGCAUCCGCGCGCCGUGUUCCUUUCUCGUGGAUGAAAUCGAAGCCUUAUCACUCACUACCUCGAAAUUACAAUUAAGCGGUUUUUUUGAUCUCUUUAAUCUACUUUAAUUGAGGGAGCUAAAGGGGCUGUUGUGUGGGCGGCUCUUUGUGCCGCGGUUGUGGUGCGCCUCACUUCAACUUUAGGAAAAUUCCAUCAAGGCGGCGACUCAGUCAACAUUCUACAUUUCGCAUUCUAAUCGAUGUGAAACACUUGCUAGAUAACUACUCACUGAGCUGCCAGCUAUCAUAUCGUACUCUCUGACUAGUUGUUCCACACCCGCCGUUCAGUGUUAAAUCAGAUCAGUGUUACUAUACCCCAAAGGUGUGGAUGCGACAACAUUCUGAUCUGCUUCCAAAGGCUUACUGAAAUUUACCUUGCGUUGAUCUCUCAAGACGAGGUAGCCGUUUCUUCAAUAGGAGUCCAUCAACAUGCCUCCCAAGCGCGCUUCUACCCGGCGUGCCGGAGCAGUGACUCGGACCUCUGACCGUGGGACUCCUUCGUACAUCCCUAGCAUGUCAAGUCCAGAUGCGAGGAAUCCUGCCCUGCCUGAUAUACCGACCAAGCAAUCGUUCGCCUAUGGUUCAUCAACCACACCAAUUCUUCCCCGGGAGCUUGCGGCGAAGCCGAGGAUGAAUCUGGUUGAAAUGGCAAGCAAUAUUGAUGAAGGCCGCAGGGUCGCCCAAGAUCGAGACUUUGAUAGACCUCACAUGAACACACGCUCGCGAAGGCAAUCUGUUUCUGCAAGCUUAUCCCCUGUUCGGCGAAGCCGGCGUGAGCCAACUCCAGACCAGCUGCAGCUGCUCGAUUCGCUACGUGAAGCCACUAUGUCCCCUAAUCCUAAUGGUCAAGACCAUGCCGAGCAAUCUACUCCCACUCCCACUCCUCCUAUUCCACACACUCUGUCCACAGCAUCUAGUCCUGCUACCGAAUCUCUUACAAACCCCAAAUACCCUGUCUUGACUACCGACCAACUUUAUCCGUCGCCACUUCUGCGAUAUGGAUCGCCUGCUCGGAAUGCAGUCUCGCUGAGCUCACCCAAUUUUGCAACCUCUAUCGACAAUGAAUCAGUCAUCUCGUGGAACGUAGAACGUGAUAUCCAUGAAGAUAACCUGCAACGGACACGUCCGAAUGGGUAUCUUGAUGGAUCGCAUGGAAAGAAUAUUACAGCCCCUCCUCGCCGGUUUUCAGGGUUCGCAUUUGCCCAAGAGCCUAUUGAGGAAGUUGAUGAACCGACUACACAGCUCUCUAUAUCCAAAUCACGUUCUCCCGAGGCUGCGACAGCUGAUAUUCAGCCUAAGCCUGAACCGCUGUCAGAGUCUGAAAUGGUGCCAUCACCCGAGUCCACGCCCUCGCCCGAACCUGAACCUGAACCUGAACGCGAGCGCGAGCGUGAGCGUGAGCCCACGCCCCCUCGUGCUCCCACUCCAGCGUCCAGAAUCUCAUCAAAAGCAGAGCUUUCUUCGGCCCCCACUAGGACAAUCAUUCCCAGCAACCCUAUCCGGGAGACUUCAUUUGAUGAGAGCACAUAUGAGAGCACGUCCCCAUUACGAGAACGUGUCAAAAGCAAUGUGCGCUCAGUGGGGAAUGCAGCAAUUGGUUUCCAGAAAGGCUUGCCUAUCAGAGCAAUCAUUCUGGCGGUACUAACAGCAGCAUUCAUUUUCACCGCAUGCUUUUUUGGCGACCAAAUCUCCAGAAUUUCCUCCGGUAUCGGCUCGCGCCUUCCAUUAUACGGAGGCCCCUUUCGCGAUUUGAAUGCAACUGCAUUGCAAGCAGUCCACGGUCUUUCUAACCAGGUGGUACGACUUGGAGAGGAAGUGUCCUCGCUGUCUAAGGAGGUGGAUGUCAUUAAAUCCGAGGUUGAACAUAUACCUGUCCCCUCCACUAUUGUCCAACCAAUACCAGCUCAACAGGAGACGCCGAAAAUCAAUUUUCUAUCUAUAGGCAUGGGCGUUCUUGUCGAUCCGUACAACACCAGCCCCACAUCUGGACGUUCUGCGGGCUUCCUCCAGAAACUCCAGUCUCAAUUUUGGUCUGGAGACUUGCAGCCACAGCCGGAGCCUCCCCUUGCAGCUUUGACCCCCUGGCAGGACGUGGGAGAAUGUUGGUGCAGCAAGCCUCGCUCUGGUAUGUCUCAGCUUGCACUGCACCUGGGACGUGACAUUGUACCAGAGGAGGUGGUUGUAGAACACAUACCGAAAGGGGCAAGCAUCCGGCCAGAAGUUGCACCUCGGGAUAUGGAGCUAUGGGCUCAAUUCCAGAUCGUCGAUGAAUCGAACCCUGACUCGUCUUCUUACCCUCCUAUUCCCCCUCGCAAAUCUGGGAUGUUAUCUGAGCAGUCUUCUCUCCACGACCACAUCAUUGAUACCCUGAGGUUGGCAUACAAAGGUGAAGCCGAGGGUGCAUACUCGAACGACGAACUCCUAGGGCCUUCGUUCUAUCGCGUCGGACAGUGGACUUACGAUCUAAAUUCCUCGAACCACAUUCAAAAGUUCGAGUUAGACGCUAUCAUUGAUGUUCCAGCGAUCCGGGUGAACAAAGUCGCUUUCCGGGUCAAGUCAAAUUGGGGCGGAAACGAUACAUGUCUGUAUCGGUUGAAGCUAUACGGCCACAUAUAGGCGACUAAGCCUACAUUCAGAAAUUGUUAUGUUCCUUUUCCUUUUUUUCGUCUUGAUAAGAGGUGCUUCGCUCUGAGAGGGGGAAAGCGGUGUUAUGGCGCCCGCCAGUUCCGCGUUGCAUUCCUGGGUUUGUUCACUAUGAUUUGAAAUUCGACUCCAUCAUGCAGUUUGGUCUGGGACAUGAUACCCAGUUGCACAAUUCGCUUACUUUGAUAUAUCUACUCAUUCUUUGGAUGCAUGGCACAGCAUGGAAGGGGCGUUACGGUCUAAUUCGAGAUAUCCAGCUCAAUUCUUAGUAUCUGCAUUUUAGUACAGCCCCACCCGAGAUAUUCU
Aspergillus caelatus is the source of this 3138-nucleotide messenger RNA. RefSeq lists its product as uncharacterized. Gene Ontology annotation, cellular component: nuclear envelope; meiotic nuclear membrane microtubule tethering complex. Gene Ontology annotation, biological process: nuclear envelope organization. The record is from RefSeq and is a predicted model, not a curated record. The transcript has 2 exons. The coding region runs from base 619 to 2805 and encodes 728 amino acids. Gene Ontology annotation, molecular function: protein-membrane adaptor activity. Lineage: Eukaryota; Fungi; Ascomycota; Eurotiomycetes; Eurotiales; Aspergillaceae.